Molecule: messenger RNA, 1192 nt
Organism: Hibiscus syriacus
Lineage: Eukaryota; Viridiplantae; Streptophyta; Magnoliopsida; Malvales; Malvaceae
Product: S-adenosylmethionine decarboxylase proenzyme 4-like
Exons: 1
Coding region: 1-1026 (341 amino acids)
Biological process (GO): spermine biosynthetic process; spermidine biosynthetic process
Cellular component (GO): cytosol
Molecular function (GO): adenosylmethionine decarboxylase activity
Source: RefSeq, a predicted model, not a curated record
AUGGCAGUUUCGGGGUUUGAAAAACGCCUAGAGCUCCACUUCUUGGGUGAUUUUGAGAAAGACAACAUGUUGGGGCUUAGGGUGCUUGAUUUUGACUCACGUGAACAAGUCCUGUUUGCUGUGCAAUGCAGUGUUGUAUCAGCUGUUGGGAAUCCUUUCUUUGAUGCCUACGUUUUGUCUGAAUCCAGCUUAUUUGUUUACCCUACAAAGAUCAUUAUCAAAACCUGUGGGACAACCCAACUCCUCAAAUCAAUCCCUCCAUUGAUUCACUAUGCCAACAAUCUUGGCCUCAAUUUGCAGACCUGUAGGUACACCAGAGGCAACUUCAUCUUCCCCAAAGCUCAACCAUUCCCACACACCAGCUUCAAAGAAGAAGUCAUUUACAUUGAACAAAACAUCCCCAUCAAUCUCUGCUAUCGUAAAGCCUCCGUUAUGCCUUCCAAACUCCCUGCUCAUUCAUGGCACGUUUUCACCGCUACCUUUUUGCCGCCAUUGGAAUCCCAUUCCCACCACGAAGACAUUACUUUCAUCGUCGAAGUUUGCAUGACGGGACUUAACCACCACCUUGCACGUCAGUUCUUCGUGAAAUCCGGGGACGGGAAAACGGGGGACAUAGGCGGUAAAGAAAUGACGGAGCUGACGAGGAUUGAUACCAUCAACCCCGGAGCUUUCAUUUGCGACUUUGCUUUUGAUCCUUGCGGUUACUCCAUGAACGGCAUUGAUGGUGAUCGUUAUUCGACCAUCCAUGUUACACCAGAAGAUGGGUUUAGCUACGCUAGCUUCGAGUGCGUCGGGUCAGUUUACUAUGACCCGGAUGACAUCGUUGUGACGUUGAAGAAAGCCGUUCAGGUUUUUAUGCCGGCGACGAUUUCAGUCUCGACGACGGGAUGUAGCCGUGAAGUUUGGACGAAGGUGGCGCAUGCUUUUGAACCGCUUGGACUCAAGCCUCGGAGUUUUGCAAUGGAUGAAUUACCGGCCACCGGUACCAUUGUUUUCCAAACGUUUACUGCGGCUCGCCGGAAAUAAGGCAGGGGAAACCACAAAGCAAAAAAACUUGGAGUGAUUUUUCAUUGGGGGUUAAAGAAAUUUACGAGGAUGAUGAUGUGGAGGGAUUUGAUUGGUUGGGAAAGGAUGAUGAAUGUGGGGUUGACUUGGUUAGAAAGAUGAGAAAAUUGGAUGGGAUUUUAGGAGG